ACAUCCUCAAUUUCAAACAAAAUUCUAAAAAAUGACAAUUCAUCGCAUCUUAUUGGCGUUCUUUUUUCUCUCCCUAAUUUACGUCGCAUGCGGCGAGAAAUCAUACAAUGUAGUCACCCUUGUCGGAAACUACAAUCCAAUCAAGGAUGUGAAUGAUCAAUAUUUUCAAGAAAUAGCAAAAUAUGCAGUUUCAGAACACAAUAAAGAAUCAAAAGAUAACCUUAAAUUUGUCAAAAUUAUUAAAGGUGAAACCCAGGUUUCUGUUGGCAGAAAUUAUCGUCUUACGAUUGCUACCGAUGAUUCUAAAAAGUAUGAAGUUGUUGUUUAUGAUCAACCAUGGCAGCGUUAUAGGAAACUUUCUUCUUUCAAAUCUGUUUAGAUCAUCUUUGAUUGAUGGUUACUGGUUCGUAUUGAUUUAAUUUGUUUUGGGCGGGAAAUUAUUUAGUUUUGAGUUUGAAAUGAAAUAAAAAUGAGAAUCUGCAUGGUCUUGUCGCAUCGGUUGAUGCAUG
Amaranthus tricolor (Joseph's coat) is the source of this 509-nucleotide messenger RNA. Its product is annotated as cysteine proteinase inhibitor 1-like. Lineage: Eukaryota; Viridiplantae; Streptophyta; Magnoliopsida; Caryophyllales; Amaranthaceae. The transcript has a single exon. The record is from RefSeq and is a predicted model, not a curated record. Gene Ontology annotation, molecular function: cysteine-type endopeptidase inhibitor activity. Bases 32 to 379 code for a protein of 115 amino acids.